UCGCCCACACACUUGUACCCCGGCCUGGUGUGGGCCUGGUGGGUGUGGGAGACAUUACGAGAUUCCUGUGGACUCCACCCAGCCGCCUGCUCUGUUCCGGGAAACGUUCUGGUCCAGGACAGGGCCCACGACCUGUUCGCUUUCACACGACACGCAGGGGAAGGAAAGGACGACAACGUUUGGGAAUCCAGCAGACAUCGUCGAUAACAAGACUCGGCAACAUGUCCAGAUCAGACUACCCUCCAGGGUACGAUGAAGCCCACGGCCCGAUGUACGCACCCCAGGGCGGAAAUUACCCGGCGGCCCCUGCAUACGGCUUCCCGGCAUAUGGCGGACCUCCACCAGGACAGCCUGUGGCUCCCUACCCCACCGGUUCAAACGCUCCUUUGUUCUCCGGCCAACCGGGGAACUAUCCUCCGGGGAACUAUCCUCCGGGUAACUAUCCUCAGGGGAACUAUCCUCAGGGGAACUAUCCUCCGGGCUCGUACCCUCCCGGGCCUCAAGGAGCCGGCUAUCCUAGCCAGCCCCCGAUGCCCCCCAUCAUGCCGAUUACCAUGCCAUCAGAUGUCAUGAGCUCUGAUGACGAGCAUGAGUUUGCGGCCAGGGGAGCCGACUGGGACGAUGUGAGCAUUCGCCACGCCUUCAUCAGAAAGGUGUAUAUGAUUCUGGCAUCCCAGCUCCUGUUCACUACCGCCAUCGUGGCCGUGUUCACCUUUGUCGAACCCGUCCGAUAUUUUGUACAGCGCAACCAAGCAAUCUACUGGGCGUCAUAUGGUGUGUACUUCGUCACCCACCUCGUGCUGGUGUGCUGCAAGGGCCCACGGAGGAAGUUUCCAUGGAACUUGAUACUACUGUUCAUCUUUACCCUGGCUCUGUCCUACAUGACUGGCUCCAUAUCCAGUUUCUAUGACACAAAGGCUGUGUUUCUGGCUCUGGCCAUCACUGCUGUCGUCUGCAUCGCCGUCACUGUCUUCUGCUUUCAAACUAAGGUGGACUUCACCAAGUGUCGGGGCUUCUUCUGUGUCCUGGGGAUUGUGGUCUUCGUGACGGGCAUCAUUUCAGUCAUCGUGCUGUCCUUCAAAUACAUCUACUGGCUCCACAUGCUGUACGCCGCCAUAGGAGCCAUCGCUUUCACCCUGUUCUUGGCGUACCACACGCAGCUCCUGAUCGGCAACCGGAAGUACUCCAUCAGUCCGGAGGAGUACGUGUUCGGCGCGCUCUCCCUCUACGUGGACAUCGUCCAGAUCUUCCUCUUCCUGCUGCAGAUUAUCGGUUCCAGCAAGUAAAAAAAAAGCCUGUGGGUAAUAUAAUCUCAUGUCAUGUCAUGUAUUGUCAUGUCAUGUAUUGUCAUGCCAUGCCAUGCCA
Molecule: messenger RNA, 1365 nt
Organism: Entelurus aequoreus (snake pipefish)
Lineage: Eukaryota; Metazoa; Chordata; Actinopteri; Syngnathiformes; Syngnathidae
Gene: tmbim1a
Product: transmembrane BAX inhibitor motif containing 1a
Exons: 12
Coding region: 222-1286 (354 amino acids)
Biological process (GO): negative regulation of apoptotic signaling pathway
Cellular component (GO): endoplasmic reticulum; Golgi apparatus; membrane
Source: RefSeq, a predicted model, not a curated record